CUGCGGGGCCGCACCCGCCCCACGAGGAGCUCGGGGGGCGGGGGCGGGGGCGGGAGGGCCGCUGCCCGGUGGGGCCACUGAGGCCGGGGGGCCGGUCGUUGGCGGUAACGUGCCUCGGCGCCGCGCUCGUGCCGGGGCGGGCGGCGGUGCUCGGCCGUCGGCUCCGUCUUUGUGCCGUCCCGCAAGCCCGGCGCGCCAGCCCCGCCCGAUUCCCGCUCCUCUCCCAUUCAUUCCUGCCCCCCGAGCGAGGGGUCGGCCGAGGAGGGCCGGGGCCGCUCGCCCUCGCAGUGCUGCGGGAUUUUGGUAGUCAGGCCAUGCGGAGACGGUUCGCUUCCUUCCCUUUGCGGCGCGGCUGGCCCGGCUUCAGGGCGGUGGUCUUGGCCCCCAGGGUUUUGCGGCCUCCAGGCGGUGGAUCCAAUUUUUCAUUAGGCUUCGAUGAACCAACAGAACAGCCUGUGAGGAGGAACAAAAUGGCAUCUAGCAUCUUUGGGACACCUGAGGAAAAUCCUCCUUCAUGGGCCAAGUCGGCAGGUGCCAAGUCUAGUGGUGGCCGACAGGAUUCUGAGUCAUCUGGACCCCAGAGAAGGAACUCUUCUGAAGCGAACGCUGGAGACUUCUUAGAUCUGAAGGGAGAAGGCGACAUUCAUGAAAACGUGGACACAGACUUGCCGGCCAGCCUGGGGCAGAGUGAGGAGAAGCCUGUGCCCGCUGCCCCUGUGCCCAGCCCAGUGGCUCCGGCCCCAGUGCCGUCCCGAAGAAAUCCCCCCGGCGGCAAGUCCAGCCUCGUCCUGGGUUAGCUCCGAUUCUCUUGAACUCUGUCGUUUUGUUUUUGUUUCCUCCAUGCUUGUGAACUGCACAACUUGAGCCUGACUGUACAUCUUUUGGAUUUGUUUCAUUAAAAAAGAAGCACUUUA
Molecule: messenger RNA, 914 nt
Organism: Lutra lutra (Eurasian river otter)
Lineage: Eukaryota; Metazoa; Chordata; Mammalia; Carnivora; Mustelidae
Gene: JPT1
Product: Jupiter microtubule associated homolog 1
Exons: 5
Coding region: 315-797 (160 amino acids)
Cellular component (GO): nucleus
Source: RefSeq, a predicted model, not a curated record